Cladophialophora carrionii CBS 160.54 is the source of this 255-nucleotide messenger RNA. RefSeq lists its product as uncharacterized. The transcript has 2 exons. Bases 1 to 255 code for a protein of 84 amino acids. Lineage: Eukaryota; Fungi; Ascomycota; Eurotiomycetes; Chaetothyriales; Herpotrichiellaceae. The record is from RefSeq and is a predicted model, not a curated record.
AUGUGGGCGGUCACAGGACGAGAAGCGCCGUCCGUGCGCUCUUCUUCGUCUUCUCUUGUCCCAGCAACAAAGCUGCUCCGCAUGUGUAGUUCCCAUGUGAUGCUCCCCGAUACUGUAUUGCGAUCAGAGCUCUCCUCGGGACAUACAGGGUGCUGUGCUUCUUUCCAAAUGCUUUACCACAGCCCGCUCUACUUCAAAACAAGGCCAGUCAACUCAUGGGACUCUCUGCCAAGAGACGCGAGGGUGGGCUCCUGA